AUGAUGACCGCGGAUGCGACCACGCUGUCCCCUUUCCCCUCCACUCUAAGGUGUUGGAUCCAAGCGUGCCGGUGGCUACAGGAUGGGAUAGACGGCAAUCCUGCCGCGCCUGGGAUGUCGACGCCCUACUUCCUCCUCAACAGCUUCUUCAGCGGGUUGCCCGACAUCAUGCGGCUGCCCGACGCGCUACUCUGGCCCGACGACAUGAGCGCCGCGAACAUCUGGUGGUUGUCGCGGGGAGACUGGUGGAACGACGAAAAUGCGUGUGGCGCGGCGGGCGCGGUCCCAAAGAAGCUCGACAUGGGCGACGAGGGCGACGAGGUCUUGCAUGACGACAUGGUGUAG
Molecule: messenger RNA, 345 nt
Organism: Laetiporus sulphureus 93-53
Lineage: Eukaryota; Fungi; Basidiomycota; Agaricomycetes; Polyporales; Laetiporaceae
Exons: 2
Coding region: 1-345 (114 amino acids)
Source: RefSeq, a predicted model, not a curated record